Molecule: messenger RNA, 1945 nt
Organism: Schistosoma spindalis
Lineage: Eukaryota; Metazoa; Platyhelminthes; Trematoda; Strigeidida; Schistosomatidae
Source: the annotation of a GenBank genome assembly
UAUGCAUUAGACUGGGUGUAUCCAUCAAAAAAAUGAUAUACAAUAAUGUAUGUAUGCGUAUUAUCUGUUUAGCGUAUAAGUACACAUUGCAUUAUCAACGAUUUAAAUUGAUAAAAAUCGAUUGAUAUCCAACCAAUCUCAUUCAUUAUAAUAAUAAUCAUAAAUGUUUAUUUGUUAAUUAACUUUAUCUAAUUAAAUGAUAGAAAUUUAUUUAUUUCAUUAUUAAAAAUAAUUAUUUAUGAAUUUCGAUAAAAACAAUUCAAUCAAACUUUCUUACUAAUUUAAUAUGUGUGAAAUUAUUAGCAAGCAGUACAAUCUUCAGUGAUUAUUGCUAACAGCAAACAACAAAAACAACAAGAAAAUCAACAACAACAACAACAAGAACAACAAGGAGAACAACAAUAAGAAAAUCAACAACAAAAACAACAACUAGAAAACCAACAACAACAAAAAACGACAGUAACAAAAUCAACAACGAUAAAAAACAACAAUAAAAUCAACAACAACAUGUUGGCACAUUUUGAAAUGGCUGAUAUUUUAAUAGAACAAUCGAAAUUAUUUCAUCAAUUAUAUCAUGAUAAUUUAAUGAAAAUGACUGCAAAAUUAGAUGAUUUUGAAAGAAUUCGUACAUUAGGACGUGGUGGUUUUGGUCAUGUUCUAUUAGUACGUCAUAUUCAUACUGAUAAAUAUUUUGCAUUAAAAAUACUAUCUAAAAUAAAAGUUAUUAAAAAUCAUCAAAUUAAUAAUGCUAUUAAUGAAAAACGUAUAUUAGCUGCAUGUAAUUUUACAUUUAUUAUACCAUUAUAUUAUAGUUUUAAAGAUAAUAGUAAUUUAUAUAUGGUUAUGGAAUAUGCAAUAGGUGGUGAAUUAUUUACAUUAUUACGUAAUAUGAAACAAUUUCCUAAUGAAAUGGUUAAAUUUUAUGGUGCUCAAGUUGUAUUAGCAUUUGAAUAUUUACAUUAUUUAACAAUAGUUUAUCGUGAUUUAAAACCAGAAAAUCUUUUACUUCAUUCUAAUGGUUUUAUUAAAAUAGCUGAUUUAGGUUUUGCUAAAUUAGUUCCUAAACAUAAACGUACAUGGACAUUAUGUGGUACACCAGAUUAUAUGGCACCAGAGAUAAUAUUAAAUAAAGGUUAUCAUAAUGCUGUUGAUUGGUGGGCAUUUGGUAUAUUAUUAUAUGAAAUGACUACAGGUUAUCCACCAUUUAUACAUCAUGAUCAAAUGAAAACAUUUGAAUUAAUUAUUAUUGGUGAAAUUAAAUUUACAAAUGAUUUUAAUCCAUUAUUAAAAGAUUUAAUAAUGAAUUUAAUACAAAUAGAUUUAAGUAGACGUUAUGGUAAUUUAAAAAAUGGUAUUAAUGAUAUUAAAAAUCAUGAUUAUUUUAAAGAUUUAAAUUGGUUACAAUUAUAUCAAUUGAAUAUUGAACCACCUUAUAAACCAUUAUAUAAUAAUAAAUCAGUAAAUAUAAAUCAUUUUGAUUAUUAUAAUGAAGUAAAUUUUAAUAUUUCUGAAAAAGAACAAUUUGAAAAUGUUUUUGAUGAUUUUUAAAAUAUUUUUUUCUAUUGAUUAAUUUUGUUUUAAUUUAUUUAUAUGGAUUGUAUUGAUUGCUUAAUUCAAUGUUAAUUAUGUUAUAAAAGAGAAAGAAAAGAAAAGAAGAAAAGAAAACAAUAGUGUACAAUAUCACAGGUAAAUUUUAUGUGAUAACAUAUUGAAGAGUAAAAUUAUAACAAUUAAAAAAUUGAACUGAAUUCACUAGAAAGUGAAUUAUUUCUCUUAUUUUUUAUUAGAUUACAUCAAAAUGAACAUUCUAUGUAAUUAAUGAAUCAUAUGCAUACAUAAUUUACUUUGUUUAUUACUUAAUUAGCUUACCUAUUUUCAGAAUACUUUCCUUAUUUGAAUUUUUCUUUAAGUGAAUAAACAUUGGCCUUUUUUCAUAAGCAUUCUC